ACCCCACCCCCUCUCCCCCCAUUCUUGAAUUACUCUUCUUCCCCAAACUCCAUUACCCCCUUUCUCAAAAAUGUCAACCCUCUCCAACCUAAUACGCUCGUCUCUGCUAUUACAAAACUCAUAAACUAUCUGCUUCUUUUUUGACUAAGUUUGUCCUAAAAUUUUUUUGGCCCUAAUAUCUGAUAAUUACACACAUUUAUGUUGGUCCCUGUUGUAAAUAUGUAUUUCUAGGGUGAAAAAGAAAAAGAAAAAAGAAAGCAGAGAAAUUGUUGAAGAAGCCAGGUUAGGGUUUGUUGCUUCCGCUCUGUUCUUCGAGUUAAUUUAUUGUUCUUCUGUUACUAUUUUCCAUCCCCAAAAAAAUAGAACCGAAUCUGGGUUUUCCUCUCGAAGGUUCAACCUGGGUUUCUCUCUGUUCAAUUUCUCUUUUUUUUUUUUUGCUAAUUAUCCUUGAUUUAUAUAUAUAUACUGUUUGAUCGAGGUCAAAGGUUUGACCUUUAUGUGUUUUCCGAAGAUGGGGGGUGGGGUUUUAAGGGUUUCAAUCUGGGUUUUGUUGCUAUUGAAUCUCGCGUGUUGUUCUAGAGGGUUCGAUCCUGUAGACAAGUACUACAUAAACUGUGGCUCGCCAAACGACGUCGUUGUGGGCAAUAUCACUUUUGCAGCUGAUAAAUCCGCUUCAAGAUUCUUGUCAGCCCCUCUAGAAAUCUUGGCCAGCAGCAAUUCCAGUUCGAUUACACCCUCCGACGAGUCCGAGGUUUACCGAACCGCGAGAAUAUUCACGGGACCUUCGAAGUACACCCUUUCGAUCGGGCAAACGGGCAGGCAUUGGAUCCGCCUCCAUUUUUACCCGUUCGUUUUCCAGAAUUACGACAUGAAAUCCGCCAGCUUCUCCGUUUUCUCUCAGUCAACCACCCUCCUCAGCGACUUCACCCCUCAGAAUUCUUCAUCCGUCAGGGAAUAUUCCGUCACCGUGACCGCCGGAGACCUCGUGAUUACAUUUUCGCCAUCGAGUAACUCCUUCGCAUACAUCAAUGCCCUCGAAGUUGUUUCAGUUCCCGAUACCCUAAUCGCCGACGACGCGUCCACUUACGACCCGUUGGGCCCGUUCAAAGGGCUAAUGGGUCAGUCGAUGGAGACCGUUUGGAGGCUGAACAUGGGCGGGCCGUUCAUUUCUUUAGCUAACGAUACUUUGGGUCGUACAUGGAUUUCGGACAGCGGUUUCUUACUACAACCGAAUCUUGCAACCUUCGCCACCGGAGUGGCCCAUUAUCUUGAGGGCGGUGCAACCCCGGAUACCGCCCCUCCAAUGGUUUACGGGACUUGCAGGAAGAUGGAUUCCGCAGCAAACCCCAAUAGCAACUUCAACGUGACAUGGGGGUUCAAAGUGGAUCCGGGUUUUCAGUACUUGAUCCGUCUGCACUUCUGCGAUAUCGCGAGCGCUUCGGCCAACCAGCUCGUAUUCAACGUCUACAUUGACUCGUUUCUCGUCGCCCCGGAUCUUGAGUUGUCCGCCAAAUACCCCGGCCAGCUGGCGGCUCCGUAUUUUCUUGAUUUUGUUACUCCAUUGAUUGAUAGAAACAAUUUGAGUUUAAGUAUCGGUCCUUCGCCUCGUAGCGCGUACCCCGAUGCACUUCUCAACGGGUUGGAGGUCAUGAAAAUGAACAAUACCAAGAAUAGCCUCGCCGGAGGAGCGGCUGCUUUGCCUGGAUUUCCCGCCAAAAAGAAGAAUUUAGGGCUGAUUAUCGGUGUGUGCAUUGGAGUGGUCGCUGCUUUGAUUUUGCUCGGGGUUUUGUUUUUCAUCCAUAGAAGAAAGAAACAAGAACGUCUGAGAAUUGAAAAAUCAUGGGUCCCGAUUUCUGUCAACGGUGGAAACUCCCACACGAUGGGGAGUAAGUACUCGACCGGCACAACUGUGAGCGUCGGUUCGAAUAUGAGCUACCGUAUACCUUUUCUAUCAGUUCAAGAAGCAACAAACAACUUCGAUGAAAGUGGUGUGAUUGGAGUAGGUGGAUUCGGAAAAGUCUACAAGGGGGUUUUGACGGACGGAUUGAAAAUAGCGGUCAAACGAGGCAACCCUAGAUCACAGCAAGGCCUAGCCGAAUUCAGGACAGAAAUCGAGAUGCUGUCUCAGUUCAGACACCGCCAUUUAGUUUCCUUAAUCGGGUACUGCGAUGAGAAAAACGAGAUGAUUCUUGUCUACGAGUACAUGGAAAACGGGACAGUCAAAAGCCAUUUGUACGGCUCGGAUCUCCCAAGCCUAGGCUGGAAGGAGAGGCUCGACAUUUGCAUCGGAGCUGCAAGAGGUUUGCACUACCUCCACACGGGCGAUUCGAAGGCGGUUAUCCACAGAGACGUGAAGUCGGCGAAUAUAUUGCUCGACGAGAAUUUAAUGGCGAAGGUGGCGGAUUUCGGGCUUUCGAAAACAGGGCCCGAGUUAGACCAAACGCACGUGAGUACAGCUGUCAAGGGUAGCUUCGGGUACUUGGACCCGGAGUAUUUUAGGAGGCAACAGUUGACCGAGAAAUCCGAUGUUUAUUCGUUCGGGGUUGUUUUGUUUGAGGUUUUGUGCGCUAGGCCCGUGAUUGAUCCUUCGCUUCCGAGAGAAAUGGUGAACUUGGCCGAGUGGGCGAUGAAGUGGCAGAAGAAGGGACAGCUGGACCAGAUUAUUGACCCGAAUCUUGUGGGGAAAAUAAAACCGGAUUCGCUGAGGAAGUUCGGGGAGACCGCGGAGAAGUGUUUAGCGGAUUACGGCGUGGAUAGGCCUUCGAUGGGGGAUGUGCUGUGGAAUCUGGAAUAUGCUCUUCAGCUGCAGGAGGCUGUUGUCCGGAAUGAUCCGGACGAGAAUAGUAGCAAUGUGAUUGGACAGCUGUCGCCUCGUGUCGGGGAGUUUGGUAACGGUAACGAUAAUGGUGGUGAGAGUGAGAGUGGGGAUUCGGUUGCUAGGUUUGAGAGUGUUGAUGAUCUUUCCGGUGUUUCGAUGAGUCGGGUUUUUUCGCAGCUUGUCAAAUCUGAGGGUAGGUGAUUUUAUUUUAAUUUUAAUUUUUUAAAUUUUUGGUGUAGAUGUUUGUAUAAGUAAGCAAGUUUUUUUUGUGGGUGCUUUUUAAUGUUUUGUUUCUUCUGUAUCUUGCUAAUGUUUUUUUUUUCCCUUGGGGUUUAUAUAAUAUUGUUUGGAAAUAGUGGGUUGUAUUUGAUAUUUUGGAUUCCUAUCUUGUCAAGAUAAUGAAAUUAUAGAUAUCCCAUUGUACAAUUGGUAUGC
Messenger RNA from Erythranthe guttata (spotted monkey flower), 3253 nucleotides. RefSeq names its product receptor-like protein kinase HERK 1. NCBI's taxonomy places the organism in Eukaryota, Viridiplantae, Streptophyta, Magnoliopsida, Lamiales, Phrymaceae. Gene Ontology annotation, biological process: protein autophosphorylation. The record is from RefSeq and is a predicted model, not a curated record. Gene Ontology annotation, molecular function: transmembrane receptor protein tyrosine kinase activity; ATP binding. Gene Ontology annotation, cellular component: plasmodesma; plasma membrane.